This is a messenger RNA of Eimeria necatrix, 2190 nucleotides long. RefSeq names its product acetyl-coenzyme a synthetase, putative. Gene Ontology annotation, molecular function: AMP binding; acetyl-CoA synthetase activity. The record is from RefSeq and is a predicted model, not a curated record. The transcript has 15 exons. Bases 1 to 2190 code for a protein of 729 amino acids. Lineage: Eukaryota; Apicomplexa; Conoidasida; Eucoccidiorida; Eimeriidae.
AUGCCCGUUUCCUGGGAGCGAGACUUGGGCGAGGCGUGUGUGGUCGACAGGGGCAGCCCCAACGUGGAGCGCAGCGACCUCAGCCUGGAAAAUGCCCAAGAGGUUAUCUCUUCGUUCCCCGUGGGGGAGGUCCACAGCCCCCCCCCCAAGAACACGAGUAGAUGCAACGUGCCUUCUGAGAGCAUGUACAAGCACCUCUACUGGCGCAGCAUGUCUGACGCAGACAACUUCUGGAAGGAGCGCGCUCUUGAGAAGCUCCGGUGGUUUCAGCCAUUCACAAAAACGCAGCAUGGCUCUUUGCAGGACGGCGACGUCUCGUGGUUCCUUAACGGCAAACUAAAUGUGUGCGACAACUGCGUAGACAGAUGGGCAGAGCAGUACCCCCAGAGGGUGGCGCUCAUUUAUGAGGGGGACACUUCGGAAGACAGCCAAGUUGUGACUUACAAGGAACUGCAAGGCCAGUCACCGCGCUGUGCUUCGCUGUGGGGCCUGCCGGCUUCAGACCAAGUUUGCCGCUUUGCAAACUUGCUGAAAAGCCUCGAUGUGCGCAAAGGCGACAUCGUCACCAUCUACCUCCCAAUGAUGCCUGAGAUUGUCUACGCUAUGUUGGCCUGUGCAAGAAUUGGCGCUGUGCACAGUGUCGUCUUCGCUGGCUUUUCAGCCAAUAGUCUGGCAGAGCGACUGGAAGAUGCCCAUAGCAGAGUGUUGAUCACAGCUACUAAGGGCAUGCGUGGCGGCCGCGUUGUCCGCCUGAAGCAAGUUGUUGACGAGGCGUUGAAGCUGUGCUCUUGCGUGCAGCACGUGGUGCUGUUUAGGAAAUCCGCGGAACCGUCGUGCUUCGUAGAGGGACGCGAUCUGUCUGGCGACGACCUGCUGCCUCAGAUGCGGCCCUAUUGCCCGUUAGAGACGAUGGACAGCGAGGACAUGCUCUUCAUCCUUUACACUUCAGGCUCUACUGGAAAGCCAAAGGGGGUGUGCCACACAACAGCGGGGUACCUGCUGUACUCUGCGCUUACCCACGAGUACAUUUUUGACUACCACCCUGGAGACACUUUUGGCUGUCUUGCGGACUGCGGGUGGAUUACUGGCCAUUCCUACACGGUCUACGGGCCUCUCUGUAACGGGGCCACCACAAUUUUGUUUCAAGGCAUUCCCACUUACCCACAUCCUGGCCGCUAUUGGGAAAUUGUCGAGAAAUGGAAGGUGACGCAACUGUACACAUCGCCGACGGCCAUCAGGGCUCUGAUGCAGCACGGAGAGGAAUGGCCAAAGAAGUAUGACCUCAGUACCCUCCGGGUGAUCGGAUCUGUGGGGGAGCCCAUAAACCCAGAGGCGUGGCGCUGGUACUUCACCAACGUGGGCAGGGGGCAGUGCUCAGUAGUCGAUACGUACUGGCAAACUGAGACGGGGGGCCACGUCCUGGCCCCCUUCCCAGGGGCGACAGUCACGAAGCCGGGCUGCGCCAUGGUGCCCUUCUUCGGCAUUGAACCGGCAAUUGUGCAUCCUCAGUCGGGAGCUGAGAAAAAGGGAAAUGACGUCUGCGGCGUGCUAUGCUUGAAGCGCGCCUGGCCGGGCAUGUGCCGCACUGUGCAUCGCGCCCACAAACGGCUGUUGAACACGUACUUACAACCCUACCCUGGCUACUACUUCACGGGAGAUGGUGCCUACAGAGAUGCGGACGGCCACUAUUGGAUAACAGGAAGAGUGGAUGACACUUUGAACGUCUCAGGGCAUAGGCUAAGCACAGCUGAAAUCGAACAUGCAUUAGUUCAGCACCCGGAUAUCGUGGAGGCGGCGGUCGUUGGAACUCCCCACGACGUGAAGGGCACUGCAAUUUUCUGCUUCGUCAUUUUGAAGGCUGGCGCUUCGCGUGCUGGAAUCAUUGAAGAGGCGAAGCUGCAAGUGAGGAAAGAGAUCGGCCCUAUCGCGACCCCGGACUUCAUAGUGGUGGCCCCAGGUCUUCCCAAAACUCAAAGCGGCAAAAUAAUGCGGCGGCUGCUGCGGAAGCUCUGCUGUCUGGACACCAACUUGGGGGACACAACGUCUUUAUCGAAUGCAGACAUCGUUCAGACCCUUCGCGGGAUUGUGAUGGAGACUGUGAUUAGUGAAAGAAAGCAGCAGCAUGCAGUGGCCCAUGGGACUCCUGGGGCUGGAAACAACGCAGCAGCAGCAGAAGGCAAGGCCCAUUGA